UGCAUGAAAAAGAACAGGUCCGAGCAUCCCAGAGGAGGAGGUACUGACAAAGAGACAGAUCUCAUCGCAGAACCCACCCAGAAUGUCCUCAGUUCUGCCCGUUCUCCUGACCCUCGGGGUCCUCCUGAGCGUUUCUUCUCUGGGCGAAUCCCAAAACUUUGAAGAAUUUAAGAAAAAUCAUGUAGUCAACGAUGAAAAUAUCAACUGUACCAACAUCAUAAGGAGAAGACAAAUUAGGCACAAGAACGGAACGUGCAAAGCCGUCAACACUUUCAUCUAUACAGAUUCGAUCGAAAACAUUAAAAGUAUCUGCCCCAAGAGUCCGAAUAGAAGAACCGUCUUAAGUCAAAACAAAUUCAACCUCAUUGAAUGCCGUCUCCAAAGACCAGUGCGCCAAACGUGUCACUACAGAGAGAGACACAAAUAUGACAAAAUAUGUGUGACGUGCGAAAAUUCCAAACCCGUGCACUUUGUUCCUCCAGGAACCUGCCGUGCAGCUGAGAUCAUACCGGGAAGUCCUGAGUACGAGGCCCAAACGCCUCCGGCCUACGGAGAAGAAAUCUUCAGCUGGGAGCCAGCCGAGGCCCAGAGCCUCCUGCGGCGCAGAAGAAUCGGUAGAACUUAGGGGAGAGCGUACAAAGAUAGCUGGAAAGUCAAUGGAGGCUCCAAUAUAACAAACGAGGGUCCCCAUGUUGUAAAAAUGCAUGAAGUUUCGUCUGAAAGCUCAUCCAACCUCACUAACCCACCUUUACCUGUAGUAUAGUUGGAGGGGGUUAAUAUUUGGCCAGAGAGUAUUAAAAAAUUCUUCUAUAAAGACAAAA
This is a messenger RNA of Spea bombifrons (plains spadefoot toad), 821 nucleotides long. RefSeq names its product sialic acid-binding lectin-like. The coding region runs from base 83 to 625 and encodes 180 amino acids. The record is from RefSeq and is a predicted model, not a curated record. The transcript has 2 exons. Gene Ontology annotation, molecular function: nucleic acid binding. Lineage: Eukaryota; Metazoa; Chordata; Amphibia; Anura; Pelobatidae.